Molecule: messenger RNA, 2584 nt
Organism: Schizosaccharomyces cryophilus OY26
Lineage: Eukaryota; Fungi; Ascomycota; Schizosaccharomycetes; Schizosaccharomycetales; Schizosaccharomycetaceae
Product: major facilitator superfamily transporter
Exons: 1
Coding region: 827-2458 (543 amino acids)
Biological process (GO): transmembrane transport
Cellular component (GO): membrane
Molecular function (GO): transmembrane transporter activity
Source: RefSeq, a predicted model, not a curated record
GAAAUACACCACGUUGGAAAGAACAAUUAUAGUUGCUUACUCAUCUACGUAAAGUAAGCUGAUCUUGACGCACUCGUUUAUCUUGUUAUCUUUCAUUACACUACGCAAUAUCGUAUAACAGCAAUGACGAAUAACUCAUUAUUAGAAACAUUCAUGUUUUCCAUUUGGUAAUGCUGUGCAAGUCAGCUGUGAUGUAGUUGGUAGAUGCGUUAUUGAUUGGACUUGGUCGGAUCUUAAAGCAAACGACGACAAGGAAUGAGAGAAGAAAGCCGCAUGGAAAGCAAAUCAUAGCGUCUAGAAAUUGGUUAUAUCUGGCUUUUCUCGUGUGUCUGGGUAAAAUAGUCACAUACUCACUUACUGCUACUAUAUGGAACUGUGCCUAUACAGAAGAAUAUAAAGAAAUUCUGUGCAAUGCUAAAAAUGAACUUGAUAUUUAUAUCCAGAAAAAAAUAUAUAAAGGAAUCAUUUUAUUAGUCUAUGAUGUAGCCUUCAUUCUUUAGCUCGGCUAACUAUGUUCGGCUAGGAAAUACUUAAAAGCUAAAUUUAGCUUCGGUAGUAGAUACUUGUCCCUUAAUUACACCAUUUACAUUUUGGAUUUAUGAACCAUCGUCUAUCUAUCGCAUCUUCUAACAGCACACCAUAUUUUCAGAAAAAUGGCUAAUACACUGGCUAUCGCUUAUAAUAUUUCUAAUAGGUGAUGAAAGUUAGAUUAUAUCAACGAUUCUAUAACAAUGAAACGAAACACGGAAAUUUAUUUCUUAUCUAUCUUUUACUCUUCUAUAUUAUAUAGCACGUUUAAAUCUUCUGUAGAAAGUGCCUUCAAAAAAUGGGGAUAGAAUUUACUGGCAAUUACAAAGAUCAUAGAAACAAUGAUCAUUCCUCUUCGUCCAAAGUUAGCGAGGAAAGUUUACGUUCUGGAUCAGAAUUAAAGCAGGCCGAGAAAGAAAAAGAAAAAAUCCGUGUUGUGAAAGGAUUCUCUACUUAUGAAGAACAAGAACGGGCAGUUAAUCCCCAGGAUGCAGGAAUUGAUGAAGCUUUGGCAAUCAUACAAGAUGAUGAACAGUUUGAAUACGAUGAAGCCGAAGAUGCAAAAGUAAGACGGAAGAUUGAUUUGUUUGUUCUGCCGGUCAUGUGUAUUACAUACGGAGUUCAAUAUCUCGAUAAGACAGCCGUUUCGUACGCAGCCGUGUAUGGAAUGAAAGAAAGUGCCCAUUUAAGUGGAAGUGCGUAUAGCUGGCUCUCCACCAUUUUUUAUCUCGGUUAUAUGAUUGCUCAGUAUCCAGCUGGGUAUCUCUUACAAAGAUACCCGAUCCAUCUUUUUUUGUUCACGGCUUCGUUUCUGUGGUCCGCGUGUGUUUUACUUAUGGCGGCUUGCACGAACCGACAUGGCUUACUUGCGUUGCGUUUUCUUUCAGGAGUAUUUGAAGGAUGCGUGAAUCCUGCGUUCGUGGCUCUUACCUCUAUGUGGUAUAAACGGGAGGAACAACCAGUUCGAACUGUGUGCUGGUAUGCAUUUAAUGGCGUUUCCACAAUGGUAGGUGCUCUCUUAGGAUACGGAACAGGUCAUAUCAAAGGAAGUUUACCAAAUUGGAAGUAUCCGUUUCUAGUAAUUGGAGCUAUUUCCAACUUAUGGUCGUUUGUGUAUAUUUUUUUUCCAAAAAAUCCAGUACGUGCUAAAUUUCUAAAUAGCAGAGAAAAACGAAUCGCGAUAGAACGAGUCCGUAAGAAUCGAACAGGAAUGGAAACGAAAAAAUUUAAGCUCUCUCAAGCCCUUGAAGCAUUUAAGGACCCCCAAGUUAUUUUGAUGGUCUUAUAUAAUGGAAUGUGCCAAGUCACGAACGCGAUGUCUGUGUUUAGCGGCUUAAUUAUCCAAGGAAUGGGAUAUUCUGGAAUUAAUGCUACGUUGCUAACAUUGCCAUCCGGCGCAUUUACAGUUGGCAGCAUGAUAUUUGUGGGAGUGUUUUCUCACAUUUUCCGAAGAGGGAGAAUCCCUCUGUGUAUGUUUACCAGCAGUUUGACGAUUGUGGGAGCACUUAUGAUAUGGAAGAUUCCUGAUUCUAAUCCCUGGCCCCGAGUAGUGGGCGUUUGGCUUUUUUCUCCAGUCGCCUCAGGCAAUGCAUUGAUUCUUUCACUCUUGAGUUCAAACAUAGCUGGAUAUUCUAAGAAAGUAACAGCGAAUGCGACUAUGUUUCUAUUUUACUCUAUUGGAAACAUCGUUUCACCACAGUUAUUUAAGCCAAAUCAAGUUCCUGAAUAUAUCGAGGGAAUCCAGGCGUCACUUGUAGCAACGUGUCUAUUUGAAGGGGCCUUAAUCCUUCUGGCGAUGUAUUAUAUAUACGAAAACUACCGCAGAGAUAUAUCACUUAAAAGACAUCCAGAAUUCAAUUACAGUGAAAAGAACGAAGAGUUUUUGGACAGAACGGAUCGAGAGCAAAUUAAGUUUCGGUAUAUUUGGUAAAAUAAAUUAAGGAGAGAAUAUGUAAACUAAAAGGCUUUGUUUCUUCUUGAUUUCUUUAGGUAUAUGUAUUGAGUGUAUAAUACUUUAAUUUCUACGAUUUUAAUAUUAUCUAAUAAUUGGACCCAU